AUGAAGUGCGCCGUGGCGUUGCUCGCGGCCGUGAUGGUGUCCGUGUCUGCGCUGCACGCCGGCGCGCAUCGGCCGCUCGUCAAGCCGUCCCACGCAACGACGCUGCAGAUGACCGGCACAUUGCCGCCUACGCCACAGGCCAAGCGCACCGCCAACCUCACCGCGAUCCUGACCCUGGACGGGCCCUUCCGCACCUUCCUCGGCUACCUGCAGCAGACCAACCUCGUGGAAGUGUUCCAGAGCCAGGCGUACCUGACGGACCAGGGCAUCACCAUCUUCGUCCCCGUCGACAGGGCCUUCGCCGCCGUCAAGCCGCCGGGGCUGUCGGAUCUCUCCGUACAGCAGCUCAAGAACCUGAUGAUGUACCACUCGCUGCCCAAGCACUACGAGCUCGCGGACUUCGAGCGGCUGAGCCAGACCAGGCCGGUGACGACGCUUGCCGGCGGGCUGUACACGGUGAACGUGACCUACGACGCGGGCACCGUCCACGUGCACUCCACGUGGGCCCACGCCAAGAUCGUCGGGAGCGUGUCCGUGGACGCGCCCAUGGCGAUAUACGAGCUCGACCGGGUGCUGCUCCCGGACACGCUCUUCCACGCCCAGCCGCCCGGUGGUGAGCCCUUGACGGAGCCGGAUCCGGUUGUAACGGCGCAGUACGGCUCGCCGGGAGUGGCGGACGCCCCAGUCUCGGCGUGCGGAGACGACGACGGUCGGGUCGCGUGCUAUGCGGCCGCCGCGGCUCUCGGUGCAGUGAUGGCGCUGGUCGCAUUGUGA
Messenger RNA from Miscanthus lutarioriparius, 774 nucleotides. Lineage: Eukaryota; Viridiplantae; Streptophyta; Magnoliopsida; Poales; Poaceae. The record is from the annotation of a GenBank genome assembly.